CAGGGCAGGGGAUGUCCCUCAGGCAAAAACCAACAAAUUCGUUGCUGUCAAAAAAAAUCAAUUCAACGAUUCGUUGCUCGUCAGAUCCUUCUUCUUGGUCCUCCCACAAUCCCACCAUCAUGGCUUCCCCCGUGUCCUCUCUCAGUGACGCCUACUGUGAGUCAGCCCUAGCGUCGUCGCCGCGUCGUCGCUUGCUGCCGUCCAUCUGGGAGUCGCGGCGCUUCUUCGGCUGGAUGACGCGCGACACGCCCUCCGUGCUGCUGCUCCUCCCCGACGGCGGCGUGCGCCUCUACCCCAACGCGGUCACCGCCGCCGCCCUCCGCCGCGAGUUCCCCGGCUACGACGUGCGCUGCGCCAUGACGCUGCACCUGGUCACCUCCGCCGCGCCCCUCGAGCCAGGCCGCACGUACUCGCUAGUGGAGCACCGCUGCACCGCGCAUUGCCGUCACUGCUGCGCCAGUGCCGCCGCUGCUGACCACCACCUGCGCGCGCCGCCCUCUCCCUUCCGCCCGUGCAGCCCCGCAACACCCGGCUCCGCCAGCCUCACCCUGCCAGCUUCUGGCCCCCUCCGCCCUGCCUCUUUCCCGCCAUCCGCCGCGCCGCACUCCGCCGGAGCUGUUUUCAACGGGCAGCGGUCGCGCAGCGCCACGUUCAUUCGCGGCACGGAGCGCCCCGCCUACUCACCCUCCCCGCGCGGUCCCGCGCUCAGCUCCGGCUGGAGUGACGCUCAGUCUGGCGCGGAACAGACUAGCGCGCAGGGGAGCCGACUCAGAGCAAUGGCGGGCACGGACACGAGCUUUUGGGAAGCAGAGGUGGAGAGGCGCCCGCAGAUGAUGCGACCGCACGAGCGCACGAGCGGGCAGAGCAUGGCAAGAGCGCGGCCCGCACAUGGCCUGGGGCAUGCGGAGGCUGAAGGGCAGGUGGGGGAGACGGGGUCAUGGGAUAGCGCACGGCAGGGCGCGAGGGAGGCAGUGGAGGGGGGAGCGAGCAUGCGCAUAGCAGCGCGGGGCAGCACGGCAGGCAGUGCGCAGGACCAUGCAGCAGGGCAAAGGGGCGCGGCGGCGGCAGCAUGGCAGGGGUACUACAGAGCGCUGCAGCGAUCCAGAAGCAUGAGACACGACAGUAGGGCAGACAGCAUGCAAAGCUGCAGCAGUGCGGGCAGCAGCAGUGCAGCCAGUGGCACCGGCAGGAUGAGCGGCAGCAGCAGCAGCAGCAGCAGGGUGAGCAGCAGCAGCAGCGGCAUGUGGGUGGGUUCAGCAGUUGGGCGUUCUUCGUCCUCGCGACUUGGUCCCAUCUCAGCGUGCUGCUCCUGAUGUGCUGCCGCGAAGACCUUGUAGCAGCCUUGUUCUUUGGAGGAACGGACCUUGGCCAGCCCAACGAGCAUUCAAUAAGCAUUUUUUAGUGGCACCAGGAUCUAAGCUUGGUGCACUCUGGCAAGUCAGCCAUUUCGGGCGAAUUUGGAUUGGGAAAUAGUAUGUUCGGGUUAGUGAAUAAUGGGCCUCUGUUCAUAUUCGGACUGCCGUAUCCAUUGCUUUGUUUUGGAGGUUGCGACUGACCGUUACAACAGCGCGAAUGGUAACCAAAGCAACAAUCGAAUCGCUGUGUGUAAGGAAUGCGUAAUUCCUUACUGAGGCUUGCUACAGGGCGUACGACUCGAACAGUCCCGAACCAUCGCCAGGGUUCCAGACCUAUCAGUUCGAGCCUCCUGGGCCUUUCCGGACCUCGCUUCGACACAUCGAGGCCCUUCGACACUUUUCCCGAACCUUCCGAUCCUACGUCCAGGAUCACC
Molecule: messenger RNA, 1789 nt
Organism: Closterium sp. NIES-67
Lineage: Eukaryota; Viridiplantae; Streptophyta; Zygnematophyceae; Desmidiales; Closteriaceae
Source: the annotation of a GenBank genome assembly